Drosophila grimshawi is the source of this 4529-nucleotide messenger RNA. RefSeq names its product nidogen. Gene Ontology annotation, molecular function: calcium ion binding. The record is from RefSeq and is a predicted model, not a curated record. NCBI's taxonomy places the organism in Eukaryota, Metazoa, Arthropoda, Insecta, Diptera, Drosophilidae. Gene Ontology annotation, biological process: cell-matrix adhesion. The coding region runs from base 237 to 4310 and encodes 1357 amino acids. The transcript is spliced from 10 exons.
ACUAUGGUAUAUCUAUAGACUAUAGAUACUGAGUUGUCCGCCGGUUCGUUAUUUAUAAAUCCGAUAUUUUUGGAAACAAACUGUGCGUGUGUGCUUGUGUGUGUGUGUGUGUGUGUGAAAAUGAUGCUUGCAAAAUUGUGAAACACGCGUGGAAAUAAGAAAUUAAUCAGAAUUUUUAUAACAAAUUAAAAGAAAACAAAAACAAAUAAAUCGUAGAAUCAAACUUUGCUCUUGCAAUGAAAACUUUAAUUAGAAAAUAUGAUGCGUUACUGGCGUCACUGCUGCUGCUGCUGACGCUUGGUUCCGGCACCGUCAAUGCUCAAUAUGAGCACUAUUUGGACACACUGCGUUCCGAUGAGCUCUACGAAUAUGUCGAGGGCAGCGGCAGCAUCCAAUACUUGGCCAAGGGCAACAGCGAACAGGCGCUUCUGCAAUUGGAGAAGCCCAUCAGUUUCUAUGGCGAGAAAUAUGAAAACAUCUAUAUCAACACGAAUGGCAUUUUGACAUUUGAUGUGGAGUUCGCCGACUACUUGAAUCAGCCCUUUCCCCUCGAGUAUCCCUCGAUAGCGGCCUUCUACUCCAACGUGGACACCAGCAACAGCGACGAUCAGAGCAGCAUUUCCCUCUUCCAUACCCAAGAUCCGGAAACUCUGGACCGGGCAGAGCAGCUGGUGCGUUAUGCAUACAGCGAUUGGCCUGAGUUUCAGGCGUUGCAACUGAUCGUUGCCACGUGGCGCAAUGUGGGCUACUUUAACUCGAAGACGGACAGACUAAACACUUUCCAGGUGGCUUUGAUUGUUGGCGAAUCCCAAACAUUUGUGCAGUUCAUCUAUCCCCAAGGUGGCCUCAACUGGCUGCAGGGCGAGGCCGGUGAACUGGGACUGCCCGAUAUACGCGCCCAGGCGGGCUUCGUUGCCGAGGAUGGACGCUAUUACAAUCUUAAUGGAUCCGGCUCGGAGAAUGUUCGAUUCCUCAGCGAGAGCACCAACUUGGGUGUACCCGGCGUCUGGCUCUACCAGGUGGCACCGCUGCAACCCGCCGAGAAUGUGCUGGCACCCAACAACCGAGAGACACACACCGAAUCGCCAGCACUUGCUCAGAGCUGCAAUGGGAAUGGACACCAGUGCGAUAGCCACGCCCAGUGCUUCGACAAAUCCGAGGGCUACUGUUGCGUCUGUGAGCCGGGCUUCUAUGGCAACGGUCGCUCCUGCCUGGCAAAUGAUCUGCCCAUACGUGUCACGGGCACACUGACCGGCCAGCUAAACGGCCAGCCUGUGGACGAGGAGGUCAAGUUGCAGUCGUAUGUGGUGACCACGGAUGCACGCAGCUACACAACCAUCAAUCCGGUGAGCUGGGAGCAGGCAGCUCAGCUGCGACUGGUGCUCCCGCUGCUGACCACCGUUGGAUGGCUGUUCGCCAAGCCGAUCAAUGGAACAGCUAAUGGCUAUCAGCUGACUGGUGGCAAUUACGAGCACAUCUCGCGCAUAGAAUACGAGACGGGGGAGCGACUGCUGGUCAAUCAGACCUUCGAGGGCCUCAACUACUGGGAUCAGCUGAGCGUCAAGAUUGAAAUAUCCGGCUCGGUGCCCCGCGUUUCGGCUGUUGCCAAGCUGCAUCUGCCGGAUUACACGGAUGAGUAUCGCUUUGUGCGUCCCGGAGAGCUGCAGUCACAGCAAUCUCACCGACUGGAGCUGGUCGAGGAGCAGAGCGUGAUUGGCUUUAAGGUGGAUCAGCGCAUCAUCUACCAGAGCUGCCUGCGCGACGACGAUGCCGAUCCCACCGAUAGCCGAGUGCUCCAGAAGGUCACCAAAAUAGUCCUCGAUUAUGCUCAGCGCGACAAUGCGCUGAGGACAAGCAUCGUGAGCAAGAUUGGCGUCAAUGCCGAGUCGAAUGUCUGCACAGAUGGCAGUGUCCAGUGUGGCGAGAAUGCGGUUUGUAUCCUCUACGAGGACACCUAUCGCUGCGACUGCCAACACGGCUAUGCCGCCCAGCUGGACGAGAACGGCGCCGAGCUCUGCAUCGAUGUGGAUGAGUGCGCCGAGGGCAGCCAUGUCUGUGAUGAUAAUGCCGUGUGCUCCAAUAACGAGGGUGGCUUCAGCUGCAUCUGCCUCGAGGGCUAUGGCGGCAAUGGCUAUCGCUGUCUGCGCGACGAUUCUGCUGAUAAUAUUCAAUACUCCACACCGGCUGAGCCAACGGACGACAACUCCUAUCACAACGAAGGUGAGGAGCAGACGGAGCCGACAGAACCAUGGCGACACAGUGAAGAGAUGCCCGGCGAGAAUUAUGACAAUCCUCAAUCCUCAGGCAAUGGACAACAAUCUGAUGAGUGCUACCUUUGCUCACCGGAUGCAGACUGCUAUGAGGGACGUUGCAGGUGCCGCGAGGGUUUCAAUGGCGAUGGCAUCAACUGUACGCGGAUCUGUGGUCGCGAUCUGGUGUGGGAGCAAGGACGCUGUCUGCCCAUCCUGUUCGGCGAACAGGAAGUGGAGUCCAGCUGCAAUAUCCUUGGAGACUGCACCUGUCCCUGGGGCUACGAGCUGAGCGAGGACAAUCGCAUCUGUCGGAAUCACGGCGGCGGCUACGAUGGGGAAAGGAGUGAAGAGCUGAUACCCUGCGAUGUGGAUGCCAACUGUCAUAUCAAUGCCAUCUGUGCCUGGAACGAGCACGAGCUGCGACACACUUGCAUCUGCAAUCAGGACUACAGCGGCGAUGGCUACACCUGUAAUCCCAUUGGGGAGGCCUCCUGUGCCAUUAGACCAGGCAUCUGUGAUCCCCAUGCCACCUGCAGCUACAACGAGCAGCUGGGCAGCUCGGAGUGCGUCUGCGAGAGGGGCUACACAGGAAAUGGCCAUCACUGCCAGCUGGCACCCGAAUGCGAGCAGGACAAGCAUUGUGGGGAGAGUGCCUAUUGCGAUGGAGGCGUCUGUCUGUGCAACGAGGGCUACCAGCGGGAUGUCAGCGACAUUUGUGUUCCAGCUGGUCAAUGUGGCUCCGUUUUCUGUGGAUCGAAUGCCCUCUGCAAGCUGGAUGUGGGUCUGGGAGUACAGUACUGCGAUUGCAUCGAUGGUUAUCAGGGUGAUGCUCAAACCGGUUGCACCAGCAUUCCCAUACCCUGUAAUUUGCGCAACAAUUGCGGCAUACACGCCACCUGUGAGCCCACAGAAGAUCCUGCGAAUUAUAUGUGCCAAUGCAUUGCUGGUUAUCGUGGCGAUGGUUAUGUGUGCGUCGAGGAUCAGAACUGCCUUAAUAAUCCAACAAUGUGCGACAUGAAUGCCAAAUGCCACUCGACAAACUUGGGUCUAGUCUGCUCCUGCAAUCCAGGUUUCUAUGGCAAUGGCUCCGUUUGCCACGAGCGUCAGCAACACGAUUCGGACUUCCUGCUUGUUAGCUACGGAGUAGGAAUAGCACGUGUUCCUCUGAAUGGACGCGAUAUAAAUCCGAUAAUGGUGGCUUCGAUGGCGAUUGGCUUGGACAAGGACUGUGUGGAGGGCCGCGUCUACUGGGGCGAUAUUUCCCUCAAGAUGAUCAUUAGCGCCAAGUACGAUGGCUCUGAUAAGCGCGACUUUAUCACCACAGACAUUGAGUCACCCGAGGGUAUUGCGAUUGAUGUCAUAUCGCGUCGCCUCUACUGGACGGACUCGGUGAAGGACACCAUUGAGGUGGCCAGCUUGGAUGAUCCCACACUGCGCGCCGUCCUUAUCAACAAGCACCUGGUCAAUCCACGCGGCAUUGCUGUGGAUCCCCACAGACAAAAACUGUACUGGUCCGACUGGGAUCGCUCGUCUCCGAAGAUUGAGUAUUCCGAUUUGGAUGGCACUGAUCGCCAGUUGUUGCUGGGCUCAGAUGCUGUUAAGCUGCCCAAUUCGCUGGUGGUGCUGGAGAGCACUGGUGAGCUGUGCUUUGCGGAUGCUGGCGCCAAGAAGGUGGAGUGCAUUGAUGCACAGAGUCUCCAGAUGCGCACCGUAUUCCACGAGCCAUCCUAUCCAUUCGGCCUGACAUUUAUACACAAUCAGUUCUACUGGACCGACUGGACAACCAAGAAGGUUGAGAGCGUGGACAGCGCCGGAGUACGCCAGAAGCCCAUCCAGACAAUGUUCUAUGGCAGCCACAAGAUGUACGCGAUGACAGCCGUGGAGCAGAACUGCCCCCAGGCCCCGAGUCAGUGCCAGAGCAACAAUGGUGGCUGCACCGAUUCCCGUAUCUGUUUGGUCAAUCGCAAGGCGCCCUCCGGCAAGAGCUGCAAGUGCACCAGCGCCUCCACCACCUGCGCGGUGGCAUCGCCCUACACCUUUGCCACACCACGGAAGUAGAUUCCUUGUCUGAGGGAGUACAUUUAAAUUAAUUGCAAUGAAAUAAUAAUGAAGUGAAAUUAUUUUUGUAUACGCAUAACAGAUAUAACUAAGAACACAGAGAAACCAAGAAAACCAAACCAAAAAUUAAUUCAUAAACAUAAACAUAAACUAAUGUGUGUGCCAUCUUUUGUAAAGCUACUCAAUCUAAUAAAUACAUACAUACUAUAAAUACAUACA